Molecule: messenger RNA, 2865 nt
Organism: Pochonia chlamydosporia 170
Lineage: Eukaryota; Fungi; Ascomycota; Sordariomycetes; Hypocreales; Clavicipitaceae
Product: sister chromatid cohesion factor (Chl12)
Exons: 2
Coding region: 1-2865 (954 amino acids)
Cellular component (GO): nucleus
Molecular function (GO): ATP hydrolysis activity; DNA binding; ATP binding
Source: RefSeq, a predicted model, not a curated record
AUGCUGUCUGCGUCCUCGCCCAUCACAUUCCCCAAGAGCUCGCCAGCUCCGAAACGCGCGACUCCCCAUGGACAAGAGGUUACGAAACCAAAACCCCGUGUAGACGGGCCAUUCGUAUUGGAUGAUGAUGAAUCAGAAGACGAGAGCCAAGAAAGAAAAGAUGAUACUCACGUAGCAAAGAAGCGCAUGCUCGAGCACCCGACUGAAGUUGCGAUACCAGCUCUAGAAACCGAGGCGAGCAAAGACAACGCCUCUCAAGAUGCAACACAAGCAGCCGAUAUUCCUGCCAUAGAACCUCCACCAAGCUGGUCGAUUCAACGUCCCUUUUUUACCGGCUCGAUUCUCGAGAGCAUAUCUCCUCCAUCAUACACCGCCAAAUCAUGCUGCGGUAAAGCGAUUUCCAUCAGACAGAGAAAGGCGUCUGCUGCCGUAUCCUACGAGACUAUCGUAGCAGCGAGAUCCAAGACGAAGGAAGGUAGAGCAAAACGAAGCUACUACGGCAUUGAAAUCCAUGACUUGAUAAGCAAUGCGGCCAAGGAAAUUGCAAGGAAGACUCAGACAGUUCCCGCCGAACCUGAUGCGCCAGUGAUGUCAAUUGAGGCCCCAGUCGAGGGCAAGAAACCGAAAAAGACACUUCUAUGGACUGAGAAAUACCGGGCACGAAAUUUUAUGGACCUGUGCGGCGACGACAGCACCAAUCGACAUGUAUUGAGAUGGCUGAAGCGGUGGGAUCAUGUAGUGUUUCCAGGCCAGACAAAGGCUAAGCCUGUCAUUACAAGACGACCCGGCAUGAAGCAUCAGGUUGAGGAAGAGAAGCCACAUCGUAAGAUUCUGAUGCUUACCGGACCACCUGGAUUGGGCAAGACGACAUUAGCUCAUGUCUGUGCGAAGCAGGCAGGAUAUGAGGUUUUAGAAGUCAAUGCCAGCGAUGACCGAAGCCGAGAUGUGGUGAGGAAUCGGAUACGAACAAGUCUGGGUACGGAGAGCGUCAAGAAUGUCACCAACAGCAAAGGCAAGGACGGGUCGCAGAGAAUCGCUAAGCCUGUCUGCGUGAUUGUUGAUGAGGUGGAUGGGGUGACAUCAGGAUCGGGUGCGUCCGGAGAAGGUGGCUUUGUGAAGGCACUGAUUGAUCUGGUGCUUACGGAUCAGAAGAACGCAAUGCCAUCGACGUCUGAAUAUAACCGGAAGAAGAAGAAGGGAGAUGACUUUCGACAAAUGCGGCCACUGGUUCUUAUCUGCAAUGAUGUCUACCACCCGUCUCUGCGACCUCUUCGGCAAUCAAACCUAGCAGAGGUCAUCCACGUCGGCCGACCGUCACUUGAUGCCGUCGUCGGGAGGGUGAAGAAUGUCUUUGAAAAGGAGGGCAUACCGUGUGAUAAGGAUGCAGUAAGAAAGUUGUGUGAAGCAGCAUGGGGUAUGACAAGUGGUAUCGAUGCUAAACGAGGAGCAGAGAGCACAGUCGAAGGCGAUUUACGUGGUGUCAUGGUUGUAGGUGAAUGGGUAGCAGGACGGUUUAGAUCUUCACCCGUGGGCGUAAAUCAGCGACUUACACGACAAUGGAUUGAGAGUAACAUUCUACGAGACCUAUCCAGCAGUGCUGCCGGAGCAAGAGGUCUCGGACGAGGAAACGUUCGAGACAUUAUCCAGCGACUAUUCCAAGAAGGAGGCGGGUUUCCCACACAAGCUAUGGAUUUGUCCGAAUCCAAGACGCACCACGAGCAACCACAAGCUGAGCUGGGAUUUGGAGAGCAGCGGAAGAAGUACGCCAUGGAUCGUCUCCGUGAAAUGGUCGAGACAAGCGGAGAAAUUAGCAACAUCAUGACAGAAAUCUUUGCUGGGUACCCGAACCGCGAGUUCAACGACGACAUCUACCUCGCCAAACCGAACCAGGCGUACGACUGGCUGCACUUUCACGACUGUUGUCAAUCGCGUCUAUACUCCAGUCAAGACUGGGAACUUGCGCCAUAUCUCAGUCAACCGGUGCUGGCGUGCCACCACCUCUUUGCCUCGCCAAAGAAACACUACACCGCACCCGGUGGAUUUGAGAAACGCUGGGGCGGCACAGAAACAGAAGAAGACAACGGUCCUCCCGUGCCAUUUUCCGGGCCUCGAGCUGAUUUCCAAGCCCGUGAGGCAGAGAAGCAAAAUCGCUCCCAACUUCAAGCACUCCAAGCACAACUCAGUCCAACGCUCAUGAGGUCGUUCCGCAGCGCAGAGGACGUGGCUACCGAGUUUCUACCCUAUCUAAUUCGUCUUGUAUCACCAGACGUGAAGCCCGUAGUCGUAGGCGGCAGUCAAGGAUCCAUGGCCAGCGUCCGCAAGGAAAGCGAGAAAAUCAUGGUCCAAAGAGCGAGCGAAGUCCUCGCCGAGGUUGGAAUCGAACUGCAAAAAGGCAAAAUUGAAAGCGAGACAGUCGGCGGUCGUGGCCCUCAAUACGUAUACCGCAUGGAACCCGACCUCGACUCCCUCUCAACCUUUGAAACGGGAUCCGCCAUCCUCGCCUCGCAAGCACCUACCCGCUUUGCCGUACGGCAAGUCCUCGACCAGGAACUACGACGGACGAUUGCCCUACGGGAGAGUAAUGCGCGGAAAGCUCGUUUUCAGGCUGGCGGUCCUGUGGUGGCGCACCUGCCUGUCUUGCAGGACGACAAGGAGAAUCGGGUUGUGGAGGAGACGGCCAGUGCGGUGAUUAAGAGAGAUUUCUUUGGGAGGGUGAUUGAGGCGAAGCCCUUGGCGGAGUUGGAUGGGAAUAGUGAGCGGAGGAUGAGGAAGGAGGAGCGUAAGGUGUGGGUUACGUAUCGUGAGGGGUUGAAUAAUGCGGUUAGGAAGCCGAUUUCGUUGAGGGAGUUUCUGAGGGUGCUGUAG